AGGACAGGGAUAAGGGAGGAGAGGAGCUCUGCACUCUCACUACAGGCUCUGGGCAGAGAGGAGAAGAGAUGGAGCUCAUAACAGCAGUGGACGCCCUGGCAGGACUCCUAUCUCUGCCGCAGGAAUCGGAUGGAAAAGAGGCAGAGCGGCAAUUGCGGCUUCAGGUGGUGAUGGCGAGAUCGGAAGCGGAGAACCUGGUGCAGGAUUAUCUCAGCCAACAAGGUCCUCCAUUCUCGGACAACUCCAAACCUCCUACAUUAAAGAUGGAGAAUCUACCUGUGAUGGAUAGCAUGGCACUCCCUUCGUCCCCUUGGAAGCGCCUAUCCUUGAGCCUGUCUGCCUUCCUGUCCUUCAGAGGUUGGUUUGCUUCUGUCAUCGACUGGCAGAAGUCGCUUAAUCCUAAAUCUCGGGAGCUUCUCAAAAGUCUGGAAAACUCCAGAAUUCGAUGCAUGGCAAUCAGCUCGAACCUUGGUGGUCUUCUUGGGCAAAAUGACUAUCCUGCUCCAUCUUCGCCAACGGUUUCAAGCGCCUACAAGCAGAAAGUUGCUGGCUUCUUGGUUUGUAGAAAUUAUUAUGACUUGCUCGUACAAACGGAAAAGGACUUGCUUAUUCUUAUAGCAGAGAGCUCCGUGUAGAAAUCUUCUGAUGUAACUCCCGUGCAACAUCUAGUGUAGACCUGCCUACCUCAUUGAGGAUAAUACUGCUAGAUCAAUGCUUUCGUGUCCGCUGUCUCAAUACAGUGAAGGAUGGCUUCCAAAAUUUUCCUCCAGCUACUAAACUAUUUUAUUUUUUGUUUUUUUAAAUCUGUGAAAAUGGACUUCUUAUGGGAACAGUUGGAUUGUCUCAGAUUUCCCGUUGUGUUAAGAUUUGAUACAUGAGCCGGUUCUCUGUAAGGCUCUUGCAUCGUUCUAAAAGUUCAACUGACCUAGUUGGAAAAUUUAAGUCUUCUCCUCCUUUUUAAGAACUUUUUUUUAUGAAGGGGCCACCUAACUUUCCCAUAUCAACCAGACCGAGUAAAGGCAUAUUAAACGUGUGCACACUGAAAUGUUUCGGAAUUUUGUUUUCAUCCAAAAAAUUUAAAUUAUUUAGUUCCGAAAUUCAUUUUUA
Rana temporaria (common frog) is the source of this 1107-nucleotide messenger RNA. RefSeq names its product cardiotrophin-2-like. The coding region runs from base 69 to 635 and encodes 188 amino acids. The record is from RefSeq and is a predicted model, not a curated record. NCBI's taxonomy places the organism in Eukaryota, Metazoa, Chordata, Amphibia, Anura, Ranidae. The transcript is spliced from 3 exons.